This is a messenger RNA of Leptosia nina, 831 nucleotides long. Lineage: Eukaryota; Metazoa; Arthropoda; Insecta; Lepidoptera; Pieridae. The record is from the annotation of a GenBank genome assembly.
AUGUCCGAGCUGACUGUAGUAUCAGAAAUCUAUGAAGAAUAUAAUUAUCAAACAGAAAACUCACCAAUAAGAAAAGGAAAUAUAAUUUCACAGUUUCCAUUUCUUUUACCGAAAGGAAAACUUAAAAAUUUUGAUGAGGAUGAUGAUCUGGAUAUUGAGAGACCAAGUCAUGAAGUUAUAAGAAUAGAACACAGUAUAAAAACAAACAUAGCUCUAGUUGGUCUUCAAGUAUGGAGAGGUGCACUCCUACUAGGAGAUCUUUUGAUAUAUUUAGGUGUAAAUGGAAAACUAGAUGGUAAAACUGUCUUAGAACUAGGAGCUGGUACAGGACUGACCAGUUUUGUAGCAGCAAUAUACGCUAAGAAAGUUAUUUGUACUGACAUCAAUGGUGGUGGCAUUCUCGAGUUAAUCAAAAUAAAUGCACUUGCUAAUUCGAAGUUAAUGAAAGCCCAGUUUGAAGUCCUUCCACUUGACUUUAAGAACAUAGGAUGGGGACACAGCUUAUUAAAAGGAAUACAACUCACAGAUAUUAUAAUAGCUGCUGAUGUGAUCUACGACGAUGAUGUUACAGCGGCAUUCGUAUCAACAAUACAAAAAAUUCUCAAUACAAACCCUCCGAAGACAAUGUAUAUAGUUUUAGAGAAGCGAUAUGUAUUCACCAUUGAGCAUAUGGACUCUGUGGCGCCGUGCUACGAAACAUUCCUGUCAUUAUUGGACAAAGUGAAGUCAGAAUGGAUAGUGGAACAGCUACCCCUCAAUUUUCCGAAAUACUUCACGUACGAUCGCGUUAAGGAAUUGGUACUUUGGAAAAUUACUUCCAAACGUCAUUAG